Molecule: messenger RNA, 971 nt
Organism: Anthonomus grandis grandis
Lineage: Eukaryota; Metazoa; Arthropoda; Insecta; Coleoptera; Curculionidae
Product: soma ferritin-like
Exons: 5
Coding region: 80-952 (290 amino acids)
Biological process (GO): intracellular iron ion homeostasis; iron ion transport
Cellular component (GO): cytoplasm
Molecular function (GO): ferric iron binding; ferrous iron binding
Source: RefSeq, a predicted model, not a curated record
CAUUUUCGAUACUAAAUGUCAAAACUCUUUGUAAAAAAUUAACACUUAAUCAUAAUUUUUUUUUCUGGUUUCCAAAAUUAUGGCCGUAACUUUUUUUGAAAAACGACUAUUUUCUUUCUUGCACAGUAUUUUGGCACCCCAUCCCAAACAUCCACUAAAGUUAAAAAAAUAUAUUUUAACCGACUUUAGAAGGCACUUAAGUUGCAGAAAUUACCAUAAAAAGAGUACUGGAUCGGUGUUGUAUAAAGUCAAUUUGGCUCAGUUUUAUAAUGGUUCCAAACCGGUAUAUAAUGUGAGCACUUACGACAAUUUGGUUAAGCAGAAGAGUGGAAUUGGAGAUGAAAAAUGUCAAGGAUGUAAAGACCAUCCUGGUCGCCAUAAAUUCCACAGAGAAAUCGAAUGCGCCCUAAACGAUCAGAUCGAAAUGGAAUUCAAUGCCUCCUUUGCCUAUUUAUCCAUGGCCAGUUACUAUGGAAGAUCAGAAGUCGCCUUACCUGGUUGCCAAGGGUUCUUUAUGAUGAUGCAUCAAGAAGAACAUGAACAUGCCAUUAUAUUUCUUAAUUACGUUCUAAUGAGAGGAGGCCACGUGUGUGUUCCAUGUAUCGGGCCUCCAGAUAACCAAGACUGGAAAGAUAUCUCAAAAACGUUUGCUACCGCUUGCCAGUUAGAAUCUCAAGUGAAAGAAAAACUAGAAGACUUGGUAGUACUGUCAGAGAAGCACAAGGACCAUCAGCUUGUAGAUUUUAUUUCUGGAGAGUUUUUGGAGGAACAAAAUAGAUCCAUUCAAACCCUAGCAAGGCUAUUUACCAGAUCAAAGAUGGUGGCGAAUAAUGACGUUGGAGAGCAUUUGUUCGAUCAGCACGUUUUCGAUUCAUUUGUUAAGCAAAGCAAAGAUAAUCUUAUGUAUAAGAUCCAUUUACCUACGGAUGAGCCUAAGGAAGUCUAUAAAUAAAUGAUAAUUAUAAAAAUCA